Clunio marinus is the source of this 300-nucleotide messenger RNA. The record is from the annotation of a GenBank genome assembly. NCBI's taxonomy places the organism in Eukaryota, Metazoa, Arthropoda, Insecta, Diptera, Chironomidae.
AUGCCUAAAUUUCCAUUUAAAAAUGUUCAUUUUUAUCACUAUCAAAGAUAUCUAUCUAGGCGAACACCAUGUAAGCUGAAACAUAAAUCCGAAAAAAAGGAAACGAGGGUGAAAAUCGACAUUGCUUGGGCGUCACGAGAAGUUAUAUUUUUUACUGAAUUGGAAAAUUAUGUUUUUCCUUUCAGAUCAACAGUUUGGUCAAUUUUUUCUUGCAGAUUUAUUUACAUUUGUGUGUUGAUUGUCAAAAAACCGUCCAUGGUGAGAAUUCACGGGACUACAGAAGAAGACAUUAAAACAUAA